UAUGGCAACGCUACUUGUAUUUUGGUUGUCCUUCCUUUGACUAAAUUAAUAUUAUAAAUGAGAAAUUUCCAUAUUUAAACGAUUUACACUGUUAGUUUACGACUAUAUGAAUAGUUAACUUAUAAUUUCUCUCAUUUAAAUUCCUAAUUGCAUCUAAAAAAUGCUGGUGCUUGUAUUAGGUGAUCUACAUAUUCCUCACCGCUGCAGCAGCUUGCCUCCGAAAUUUAAGAAACUUCUGUUGCCGGGAAGGAUCCAGCACAUAUUAUGCACAGGGAAUCUGUGCACCAAGGAAUCCUACGACUAUUUAAAGACCUUAGCCAGUGAUGUACAUGUUGUUAGGGGGGAUUUUGAUGAGAACUCAACAUAUCCUGAGCAAAAGGUCAUCACAGUUGGCCAGUUCCGAAUUGGGCUGAUCCAUGGUCACCAGGUUGUUCCAUGGGGUGAUGAAGAGUCCUUAGCGCUGGUACAGCGGCAACUAGAUGUAGAUAUAUUGAUAUCGGGUCACACACACCGUUUUGAGGCUUAUGAGCAUGAGAAUAAGUUCUAUAUCAAUCCUGGAUCAGCUACUGGUGCUUACAGCCCAUUGUACAGAACGGCAACACCAUCAUUUGUUUUAAUGGACAUCCAAAGUUCUACAGUAGUGACAUAUGUGUACAAACUGCUAGGUGAUGAGGUGAAAGUUGAAAGAAUUGAAUUCAAGAAAGCACAGUAAAUUAUAUGGCAAUUAUUAUAAGGGAUGUGAUUUUUUAUAUAAAGUAACACUGUCAUGCAAUAUGUAACAUAAUGGAGCACUAGAAAUAUGCUACUGCAACCCUAUGAGUUAUUAAUUAUAAUUUAUUUAUUAUCAUGGCAACCAGAUCCAGAUUUUCUUAAUCAGAAAGUGGAUACUUUUUUUUUAAUCAAUGAUAAUGGAAUGGUGCAACCGUCUGCCCUAACGGCUCACGCUGCCGGGAAAACAGUGGAGGAUGAUAAGAUGAACAUGAGGUCAGGUCAGUUAGCACAUCAUGACAAAUUCACCAGGUAUUAAUCAUGAUUGUUUCCAAGGUGAAACGAAGGGAAGU
Molecule: messenger RNA, 1061 nt
Organism: Achroia grisella
Lineage: Eukaryota; Metazoa; Arthropoda; Insecta; Lepidoptera; Pyralidae
Gene: Vps29
Product: vacuolar protein sorting-associated protein 29
Exons: 4
Coding region: 161-712 (183 amino acids)
Biological process (GO): retrograde transport, endosome to Golgi; intracellular protein transport
Cellular component (GO): endosome; retromer complex
Source: RefSeq, a predicted model, not a curated record